AGUGCACCCAGGAAAAUAACCUACGCGUACAGAUUGGAGGGACAUAAUUGGAAAAAUCGGACCAAAAUUGCCCAAAUCGAAUCGAGAAUUUCAUGUUCUUAUAUGCUCUCGGACAAUUGAUACAGAUUUCUGGUCUGGACUACUUAGUGCGGAAACAAUAUCAAAAGAAUUCAAGCAAAUUGGCCCAUUGAUAGCCCAACCCAUUUUUAUAGACUGAACUUUGGGCUAGGCCCAUUUGGAGCCCAGAUUGCAACCACGUUGCUCUCGCUCUCUCUCUCUCUCUAAAACCCUGCGUUUCUGUAGGGAGAGAGGGGGCAGUGACGAACCAGCAGCAAAUGGCGCUAUAUAAAACCGUCAGGAGAGAGAAACAGAGAGCCAGCACAAAAACCCUAGAUAAGCACAAAGCCAUUGAAAGAGGCUGAUUCAUUCUUCGUAGUUCAUCCGCAAACAAUCUCGAUUGCACUUGUUCGUCAAUUAUCAUCUCUCUGUUAUUUGUUAACAGUUGUUUUUAAAGCAUUCAACUUUAAUGGAUUCGGAGUAUCCCGGAAAUACUACUAAUAAAGCUCCUAGGAAGGUUAAAUUUGCUCCAAAAGUUCCUCACAAAGUGUCAACGCCUGUUGUGCCAAAAGUUGAAAAGACUGAAACUAUCACUUCUGAUGAAGCCCAGGCACAAGAAUUGUUGCGACGUUUUAAUGAAGCUUCUUUGAAAGUACAUACCAAAGUUGAGAGGAAAACUGCACCAGCACAAGUUGCAUUCGGUCAUGGAGGUACAUCGACCAAAAUUAAAUCAUAUGGUUCUCCAAAGGGUAGUAACGGCUAUGAAGGUCCAUCUUCUGAGGGCAGUGGUGCCUUUUCCUCAGGCAUGAGAGUGGACAAGGAAUACAAGGAACCAUGGGACUAUUACAGUUCGUAUCCUGUAACUCUUCCGAUGAGGAGGCCAUAUUCAGGAAAUCCAGAACUUCUUGACGAAGAAGAAUUUGGGGAGGCUGCAGAAAGCAUAACACAUGACGAAAAUUCGACAAAAGCCGCAAGAGAUCUUGGUCUCAUGGAUGACAAUCCGGAAGCAAGCAUGUUCUUUCUCCAAUUACCACCUAAUAUGCCAAUGGUAAAGCCAUCUCCUAAGACAGAGGGACAGGAGAUUGCUAGCAGCUCAAAGCCAUCAAAGGGUGCAAGUCCCCCAGAGAAAACCUAUACUUUGGAUGAGCUUCCAGCAGGCUUUAUGGGGAAAAUUUUAGUAUACAAGAGUGGUGUUGUCAAGCUGAAGCUUGGCAAUACCAUUUACGAUGUUUCUGCUGGCUUGGACUGUGUGUUUGCUCAGGACAUCGUUGCCAUCAACACAGAAGAGAAGCAAUGUUGCGUCCUUGGUGAACUCAGUAAGCGCGCCGUUAUAACUCCAGACGUGGACGCCAUCUUAAGUAGUAUGUCUGAUUUGUUGUAGUUUGGUUUCCUUGCCGCAAGAAUUUUGAUUCACACAUGACAAAAUCCGAUUCAUGCUAUUUUUUUUCUGCCAACAAAAGGUAAAAGAGAGUGGCAGCUUAGUACACAUUCUAUUGAUUAUUAUUCAUCAUGAACAUUUAAAGAAAAAAAGUUGAGAAGUUGAAGCGAUGUGUACCAAUAUUUCAUUAAGAAAUAAAACAAAAGAAACGAAAAUGCAUUGCUGCAAUUUCUUGC
Molecule: messenger RNA, 1671 nt
Organism: Rhododendron vialii
Lineage: Eukaryota; Viridiplantae; Streptophyta; Magnoliopsida; Ericales; Ericaceae
Exons: 11
Coding region: 527-1438 (303 amino acids)
Biological process (GO): transcription by RNA polymerase III
Cellular component (GO): RNA polymerase III complex
Molecular function (GO): DNA binding
Source: RefSeq, a predicted model, not a curated record